GAAGACAGGACGCUCACACAGGCAGAGACCAAGGCCAUGUGAGAUUUUACCCACUUUGUAUUCCCUCAUUUUGGGCUGACAGGGUAAUAUUUACGAUUUUGCCAAUUGUGCAGACCCUGUUAUCUAUGCAUCUAUUCAGAUAGCUUAAUGGCAAUAGUAAACGCAACACUGCUAUACUAUUACCGGUCGAACUUUUUCAUUGGCUAUUUGUUUCAGCGUGCUUGGUUGUUGCUGGGGCGGUAGGCAGGUAUUGCCUGCAGGGGUCAACUGAGGUAUCGAAAAGCACCGCGUACACCGGCUCCUCCAGGAGAGCGUGAGUUAUCUCCCUUUUUCUUGACGUUUCAAACCGCACAGCAGCGAUACCGUCGGCUCUCCGGUGACAGAGCAACCGAGACGUCUUCUCCAUGCCAAGCAUUGCUAAGCAAGAACGUUAACUAUUACGCUUAUUUCAGGCUAUUGAGAGUUAACCGUAGCGCUUACAUGCGGUGAGACAGGGGGAGGAACGCCUUCUCCUCCGGGGUACAGCGACGCUGAGAGAUGAGCUCCUCGGCCGAGCCAGGAGGAGAACCCAGCGAACCCUCCGGCGGCUCCGGGACCCUGGCUCUGACCGUGUGCUUCGCCGCCAUCGGAGGCACCUUCCAGUAUGGCUACAACAUCUCCAUCAUCAACGCCCCCACCAGCUACAUCCAGAGCUUCAUCAAUGAGACCUACGUGGAGCGCUGGGGCGUCGCCCUGGAGACCGCUCAGGUGACGCUGGUGUGGACGGUCAUCGUGUCGGCCUUCUCCCUGGGCGGGCUGUUCGGGGCCCUGCUAGCCGGGCCCAUGUCGGUCCGCUACGGCAGGAAGUACUCGCUGCUGCUGAACAACUCUUUCCUGCUCGUCGGCGCCGUGUUCGUGCUCGCUAGCAGGCCGGCGAGGUCGGUCGAGAUGAUCGUCCUCGCACGCUUCCUGGUGGGCGUGAACGCAGGUGUGAGCAUGAACGUCCAGCCGAUGUACUUUGGGGAGAGCUCCCCCAAACACCUGCGAGGUGCUGUGACGUUUUCCUCCGCUGUCUUCACUGCGUUCGGGAUCUUCCUGGGUCAGGUUGUGGGACUCACUGCGGUUCUGGGCACGGAGCCUCUCUGGCCCUACCUGCUGGCUAGUAACGCGUUGCCGGGCUUGAUCCAGCUGCUGACCCUGCCCUGGUUCCCUGAAAGCCCCAGAUACCUUCUCAUUGACCGGGGAGACCGAGAGGCGUGCGUCAAGGCUCUGGGAAGGCUCCGUGGUGGGGAGGCCCCUGUCCUGGAGAUGGAGGAGAUGCUGCAGGAGCAGGAGCAGCAAGUAUCCGCUGCCUUAAAGUCUGGAACCGCAGCUUCCGCCAAGACCCCCUGGUCCCUGUUUAAGGAUCCCAACAUGCGCUCCCAGCUCAGGACAGUCAUGGCUGCCAGCAGUGCCAUGAUGCUCUGCGGCAACGACUCCUUCUACUUCUACGCUUACUACAUCUUUCUCGCAGCGGGGAUCCCUCCAGAGAAAAUCCAAUACAUCACAAUAGGCACGGGGGCGUCCGAAUUCACUGCUUCUAUACUGAGCAAUCUGCUGAUCGAGCGUGUGGGCCGCAAGUACCUUCUUGUGGGAGGGUACAUCCUCAUGUCUUGCUGGACUCUGGUCUUCACUGUGGCUCUCAUCUUCCAGAGCCGCGGGGUGGCCGGGAUGGCCUACCUCAGCAUGGCAUGCGUGUUCGCCUACAUCCUCAGCUUCGGCCUGGGCCCGGCUGGGGUGUCGGUGAUCCUACCCGCGGAGAUCUUUGACCAGACGGCUCGGCCGGCCGCCUACAUGGUAGCCGGCUCGUGUAUGUGGAUCUGCCUGUUCCUGGUGGGAAUGCUGUUCCCCUUCAUCGUCAAGUACCUGGGGAGCUUCUGCUUCCUGCCGUUCUUGGCCGUGUGCCUUGUGUCCGCUGUGUUUUUGGGGCGCACCUUGCCGGAGACGAAGGGCAAGACGAUGGCUGAGAUCACGGCGGAGUUCGACAAAAUGAACGGCGUGAAGGAGAGGGAACGGCCUGACGUGCAGGGGGACGAGCCCGUUAGGGAGAACUACCAGCUGGGCAAAGCCUGCGCCUUCACUAGCCCGACUCAAGAUCUCGACCUGGACCCUGAUGCUAAGAUAGAGUCUGAAAUUUGAAAUGUAAAUGAAAAAGGCAGUGCCUUUGUGGUCUUUCUUUAUGCACUUUAAGUGUGAGAUUAGAUUUCACCUGUCGAGUAACCAUAGUGUCCUAUUUCUCUGUAUAAUUGAAUUCUGGUUUUAUGAGCUAAGUCAUUGGAAAGUAUUGUUGUUCAAUAGACUAACCCUCUGUUAAUAAUUACCUAGUGUGUCCACACAGAAAGUUAAUUGAUGCUCUCUAAAGGACAAGACCAUCUUUUCUCUACAGGAAGGCUCUUUUGUAGCAUAGCAGCGCAACUGCGAGCCAAAUAAUUAUCCAUCCAAGAGUAGCAUACUGAUUCAAUGUCCUCCUGGGAAAAUAAAUCCGUCAGUUAAAAAGCAGCGUGAAUUGAAGGGAAACAUUCCAAGAUCUUAACUCAACAAUUCACUUAGCAACGCAAUCAUUGUUCUAUUUUUCUACCCUCACUAGUGACUUUAUGCCAGAGUUUUGAUCGACAUUUUCAAUUACGGAACGUUAGAGAAUUUAAGAUAAGGCUUUGUUCAAGCGCUGCGUGGUUCCAGUAUCAAAGAAGCAGUCAAUCAGCAGCGGUUUGAACAAUAAGAGAGGUGUUUGGGGUAGAGCGGGCGAUAGUUUGAAUUGUGUGUAUUUAAGGAUUACCCACUCUUAAUUCAGCAUGUCUGCACAGGCUAGAUAACAGUGAUUGUUUAUUGUGCAAUCUGACUAAUACUCUGUGUUGUUGACAUGUCUAUCCAGUCCAGUGAUACAUUUUACAAUAUUGCCUCUCCGAACUCUGGCAGAUUGAGUGUCACGUUCUACUCAGUUCAUUUCACAGGAUUACCAGCCUUUGUAUUUAUGUUUUUGUUGUUAUUUAUGCAUCAACUGACCUGUAUGUAUACGAGUUGGACUCCCAGCCAAGGUGUCUGUCCUAUUAGUGCUACUAACAGCACGGUUCCAGUUUACCCACCUCUUCAAAAUGUUGUCUGUGUCCUCGCGUGCCGUAUUUAUGAAUGCAGCUCCGGCAAACGGCCAGUAGAUGUCGCCAUUAUCUUCGUUCUCUGCUUGUUGUCCUCUCAUCGCCCAAAUAUGAAGCUGUAUGAUAUCAAAAACGACUCACAGAUGUAACACCCAGGCCAAGACGACACUUUUAAAUGUAACAGCUGUGAGCUGGGAGCCCUCCCAGGCCUUCUGUUGACCAUCUGUCACCAGCCUCUAUAUGUUCCCUUUUUUAGUUGUUCUGUAGACUGAAUCAAGAUGCUGCACAUAUUUAAUAUUUAAGGUGCAUUCACCAAAGUGCUUUUUUAUUUAUUUUUUAAUGAAUGAUCCAAAUCCUGCCUGUCUUGUUUCCUCUUUUCUUGUUGGAUUUCAUGUAAUAACCUACUGCUGUAGCAUGUUGGAAUCUUUGCACUAUCUCAAUGAAAUAUUCUAGUUUUAUGACGCUGUCGUUCCAAAGCAUGUGAUGACAAUCCUUGAUGAUAAAAGGUAUACUGUAAAAUACUGCCGGUGUUACGCUGCAGCUUUAUUUUGU
Messenger RNA from Anoplopoma fimbria (sablefish), 3662 nucleotides. RefSeq names its product solute carrier family 2, facilitated glucose transporter member 11-like. Gene Ontology annotation, molecular function: hexose transmembrane transporter activity. Gene Ontology annotation, biological process: monosaccharide transmembrane transport. NCBI's taxonomy places the organism in Eukaryota, Metazoa, Chordata, Actinopteri, Perciformes, Anoplopomatidae. Gene Ontology annotation, cellular component: membrane. The record is from RefSeq and is a predicted model, not a curated record. The transcript has a single exon. The coding region runs from base 538 to 2157 and encodes 539 amino acids.